This is a messenger RNA of Ipomoea nil (Japanese morning glory), 528 nucleotides long. Its product is annotated as RING-H2 finger protein ATL1-like. The record is from RefSeq and is a predicted model, not a curated record. Gene Ontology annotation, biological process: protein ubiquitination. The transcript has a single exon. Gene Ontology annotation, molecular function: zinc ion binding; ubiquitin protein ligase activity. NCBI's taxonomy places the organism in Eukaryota, Viridiplantae, Streptophyta, Magnoliopsida, Solanales, Convolvulaceae. The coding region runs from base 1 to 528 and encodes 175 amino acids.
AUGAGAAUGAGAAACGCUUCACAUGCUUUCAUCUUCAUCAUCCUCAUAGCAAUCUGCAUUUAUCUUUUCAAGAAAAUGCUCCGAAUGUUUCCGCAGUCUGCUAUACUAAACUAUGUUGUUUGGGCAGCGGCGCAGCUAAAAUGGGGUUGGGAUUGUCUCUUUAUCCAAUCAUUCUGCCAGCCGCCGCCUUACAAAUUCAACGUUGUCGACGGCACCGGAAUGUGGCCGGAGCGCGAUGCCUCGGAGCUCGGAGCGAGGGUUUUCGAAGGCGAAUCGGAGGCAGUAGAAUGCGCGGUUUGUUUGUGCAAGAUAGAGGAAGGAGAAGAAGUUAGAGACUUGAGGUGUAACCAUAUUUUCCACCGGGAUUGCUUGGAUAGAUGGCUCGCUACUGGCCGGAAUUCAUGUCCGCUCUGCCGGACCCAAGUCAAGUCAGCCGGCCGACGACUUUUCGACGAUCGUUAUCAAGAGGUUAUUGUGUUCGAUUUCUUCUCUGACCGUCGAGAUCGAUGCACAUGGUGGUUACGAUGA